AUGACUAUCAGCUACGACUACCCGUCACGGGUUCCUGCCACCACUUCAAUGGCGACCCUCGAAGACAGAUUCGAAGUCAUCAAGGAGGUCGGUGAUGGAAGCUUUGGCAGUGUCGCAGUUGCUCGUGUACGGACAGCCGGCUCCAAUGUUGCCAGGAGAGGUACUAUGGUUGCAAUCAAGACUAUGAAAAAGACCUUCGACUCUUUGGCCCCUUGCUUAGAGCUGCGUGAGGUCAUUUUCCUACGGACUCUACCCGCCCAUCCCCACCUUGUCCCAGCCCUCGACAUCUUCCUUGAUCCACUCUCCCGAAAACUCCAUAUCUGCAUGGAAUAUAUGGAUGGCAACCUCUACCAACUAAUGAAGUCCCGAGACCAUAAAUACUUGGAGGGCAAACACGUGAAGAGUAUCCUCUACCAAAUCCUGUCGGGUCUGGACCACAUCCAUGCUCACCACUUCUUCCACCGCGACAUCAAACCCGAGAAUAUCCUGGUAUCAACAUCUGCUCCGAACGACUCAGCGUUCAGCCGCUAUUCAAAUCUUGUCACUCCCCCUUCCACUCCUCCAACUUACACGGUGAAGAUUGCCGAUUUUGGCCUUGCACGCGAAACUCAUUCGAAAUCGCCAUACACGACAUAUGUCUCAACCAGGUGGUACCGCGCCCCUGAGGUUCUCCUGCGUGCGGGAGAAUACUCUGCGCCUGUAGAUAUGUGGGCUGUUGGUGCCAUGGCAGUUGAAAUCGCGACCCUGAAGCCGUUGUUCCCUGGUGGCAACGAGGUUGACCAGGUCUGGCGCAUAUGUGAGAUAAUGGGCAGUCCUGGCAACUGGUACAGCAAGUCAGGCACCAAGCUGGGUGGUGGUGAGUGGAGGGAAGGCUCUCGCUUGGCUCAGAAGCUAGGGUUCACAUUUCCAAAGGUACGGAGAUUCGUCUUGGUCACGGAGCUCGAGAGAAUUGCUAACGUCGGUCGAACAGAUGGCGCCUCAUUCUAUGGAGAGCAUCCUGCAGCCUCCUCACUGGCCUGCAUCUUUGAGCCAUUUCGUGACUUGGUGCCUGAUGCAUUGAAUCACGAGUACUUCGCAGAUGCUGUGGAUCCUUUGCGGCCAAAAUCUUCCACCUCGCGGCUGCUUGGCCGCAAACAGUCGGAUAGGAGCUUCAGAUCUCCCACUCCUCAGUCGAGCGACUCCCCCAGCGUGUCAUCAAAGCCUUCAUGGUUUAGAAGAUCGCUGAUUGGAAGAUCGGAAAGCCCAGCCCCAGCUUUAGAAACUGACCAGGCUGUCCGACCGUCUGUUGUGUCGUACAACACUACACCCGAUCUGCAAGCCAACAAGACCAGACCUGCUGCCGCUAAGCGCGCCACGUGGGCCAAUGGGGCUCCUAUGCCUAUCCUCCCUUCAAUCCGACCAGUCUCUCCCUUGUCUAAUGCAGUUACAGCUCAGGCGAGCUCGACUCUUGCUCAUGGUGGGGAUAAUGCCCAGUCCGGUGCUGCAAAAGCGAGCAAGAAGAUUGGCCGACAACUGUCUCUGAACUCCCACGGUAAUCACUAUGCCGAUGUUCACAGGCAAGAGGCAGAGCGAACGCUCAACGGAGCCGGGACUACGAACGCUACACUCAACCAGAAAGAGAGCUUCUUCUCUCACCUCCGCAAGAGGGCUCGCCGACUCUCCGGUCGCAACCAGGCCAAUCUGGCGACCGAUGAUAUCGAAGCCAACGCUGGCUGUAUGCCGUGGUCAAACCGUUCUUCGCUCGCUUUGGACUCUGUGAAUGCGGGAGAUGCGAAGCAGAAUUCCGACUUGAACGACUUGGACAGGGCUUUGCAGAAUGUCAAGUACUCGCUGGACUCGGCCGCUCUCGGAAACGUCCCUGUCCAAAUCACUUCGACGGGGGACGUCAGUAAGCGACAGUCCAUGCCCCAGGGAUCCAUUCGGGCAAUGACAGACAGCCCAGUCUCAACUAGUGGCACUCCCGGACCGAUCUCGAGCCGGACAAGACGUGCGCUUCAGAUGUCUUCUCAUCCGGUUCACCGGUAUGAAACCCCUGAAGAAGAGGACGAGCUCUUGGAUGAGGUGUUGCAUUCGGCAAGCAAGGCGGCUAGACGUUUGGCACAAGGCGAAACAUUGUCGGAUGCUUCCUCCAACUACAGUCGCCAAGCUCCGGGAAAUGACGGCUCCCGUCCCUUGCCCAGCCCCUAUCCCACUCCAUCACCGUCGGCAAAGUGUGAUGGUGUCUCGUUUGGUCAGCAAGACUCAACUCCAUGCAGACGAGACGAGAAGAUCGACCAUGCCAGUUCCAAUCGCCAAUGGCCCACCCCGCCUUACGAGGAGCGGGACUGGAUGAACACGACAUCGUCCAAUUUCUGA
This is a messenger RNA of Aspergillus fumigatus Af293, 2355 nucleotides long. The record is from RefSeq and is a predicted model, not a curated record. NCBI's taxonomy places the organism in Eukaryota, Fungi, Ascomycota, Eurotiomycetes, Eurotiales, Aspergillaceae.